Nyctereutes procyonoides (raccoon dog) is the source of this 2544-nucleotide messenger RNA. It is a transcript of the gene PQBP1, whose product is annotated as polyglutamine binding protein 1. Gene Ontology annotation, molecular function: ribonucleoprotein complex binding; protein binding. The transcript has 7 exons. The record is from RefSeq and is a predicted model, not a curated record. Gene Ontology annotation, biological process: alternative mRNA splicing, via spliceosome. Gene Ontology annotation, cellular component: nuclear body; cytoplasm. Lineage: Eukaryota; Metazoa; Chordata; Mammalia; Carnivora; Canidae. The coding region runs from base 1655 to 2482 and encodes 275 amino acids.
UGCAGCCUGUGCGUCGCCCAGAUACCUCAAGCGUCGGGGAGAGAGGACCUCGUUUGGUGUUUUGGGAGAAGGCCGUCGUGUGGUCCUCGUGAUCCUAGCGGGGACGAGAGAGAGGUGGCCGACCUGUCAGCUUUCCACUGCUCGCGUGAUUGCAUUGCCUGUAGGUUCCGUCUACCCAGCUAUUGGUGCAGGUGGGUCUGCCUGUUAUCCGCUAUGCCGCUGCCUGUUGCAUUGCAGACCCGCUUGGCCAAGAGAGGCAUCCUCAAACAUCUGGAGCCCGGUGAGUGAGCUAAAAGCGGUUGGGCCUACAAUGUGCCUGGCUUGACAGGCACUUCGUUGUUGAUACCGCCACUCGAUACCUAGCGUGGGCCUACCGCGCAUCAGUCAGUGGCGUGGCGUGUAUUGUUAACGGUAUGGAUUUCUGAUAUCCAUUCCUACCGCGGGCUGGGGUGGGGGUGGGGAAUACAUGUUUCAUCCUUAAUAUUGACGGUUAAUGCCUUUUUGGGGCCUGUUGUAUGCCACGCGCAAUCCAUCAGACGAUCCACGGAAGUAAGGAGAGCUGACAUUUUCCCUAGACGGUAGGGGGGUGCGGAUACUGGGUUCUUUAUGCUACUGAUCACAUUAUUUUAGACGUGUUGUGAGGCCAGGCACUAUGUUGGUGAUCUAUACCUUAGUGAUCACCAUAUCAAUUGCUGACAUGUAUUUUGGGUCUAGGUGCUUGGCAUACACAUAGUGGUAGAAAAUGAUGGUAGGAUCUAUCAUUUCUACCUGCUGUGCUGUUCCUGCUAAUAUUUACACCUUAUUAUCGAUCAUAGUAAAAACUGGCAUCUGUUUUGGGCUGCAGUGUGCUAGGCACUAGAUUACAUCUUAUUUUCACCUUAUUAAUAAAUGACAUCUGUUACAAGCUACUCUGUGCCAGGCAUAUAGAUCUUGUGGUUAAUAAUACUGGUAACAGUCGUUGCUAAUUUUAAGCCUGUUGAGUACCAGGCUCUGUGCUGAUGGUAUAUAUCUCUUACUAACAAUUCUGAUGAUUAUAGCUAAUACUCGCUUUGGGCCUAUUGUGUGACAGGCACUAUGCUGUUGCUGACAUACACAUUUCAUUGUUAGUUAUAUCCACAGCCAAAAUCUGUCAUAGGUCUACUGAGGGUCAUGUACCAAGCUGACAACAUACAUAUUUUUUAUUCUACUGAUAGUAACUGACAGCUGUUGUAGUCCUGCUGUGUGUCAGGCCUCGGAACUGAAUGGAUGCGGAGCAGUGUUUGGAUAUAUCCUUUCCUAUCCAGACUUGCUACUCAAUAUACAGAAUCAGAAACCCCAUAUUUACCAAGCUUGGGAGCUGAAUAGAUUUGGGCAUUUUGUUUUUCAGAUAAACUGCUUACUGUUCAAACUCAUUUUAUCCAAAUAGAUUGGGAUAGCGUGGUGUCACAUGCUUCCUGAACUCAGGAACUGGAGGAUACAUUUGUUUUGAUGAAUCCUUGUCUAAAAUCUGAAACCAGAUAGGUUUCAGUAACAGGAUAUCAAAUCUCAAAUCUUAUCUGAACCCAGAAACAGAACAGAUUUAGGUAAGUUUUUUGGCAAAUCCCCUGAUCUUCAGACACUUGGAUUUGGAAUGUGAUAUUUGCCAUAGAAGGUGAGACCUGGCACACGCACACACAUGGUCCAUGUGAGUCUGAGCAUGUCUCCAGGCUCUGACUGCAGGAUAAGAAUUCCUCUGGUCCUUACUGCUUUCCUCCACCCUGCUAUCCUGCCAGAACCAGAGGAAGAGAUUAUUGCUGAGGACUACGAUGAUGACCCUGUGGACUAUGAGGCCACCCGGUUGGAGGGCCUGCCACCAAGCUGGUACAAAGUGUUUGACCCAUCCUGCGGGCUCCCUUACUACUGGAAUGUGGACACCGACCUCGUGUCCUGGCUUUCCCCGCAUGACCCCAACUCCGUCGUUACCAAAUCUGCCAAGAAACUCAGGAGCAAUAAUGCAGAUGCUGAGGAGAAGCUGGAGCGUGGCCACGAGAAAUCAGACCGGAACCAUGAGAAGCCAGACCGGAGCCACGAGAAGUCAGACCGGAGCCAUGAGAAGUCGGACCGGAGCCAUGAUAAGUCUGACAGAGAUCGAGAACGUGGUUAUGACAAAGUGGACAGAGAGAGAGACCGGGACCGGGACAGGGACCGGGACCGCGGGUAUGACAAGUCAGACAGGGAAGAGAGCAAGGAGCGGCGCCAUCAUCGCAGAGAGGAGCUGGCUCCCUACCCCAAGAGCAAGAAGGCGGCAAGCCGGAAGGAUGAAGAGUUAGACCCCAUGGACCCCAGCUCCUACUCGGACGCGCCUCGGGGCACAUGGUCAACAGGACUCCCCAAGCGGAAUGAAGCCAAGACGGGCGCAGACACCACAGCAGCGGGGCCACUCUUCCAGCAGCGUCCCUACCCGUCUCCAGGAGCUGUGCUCCGGGCCAAUGCUGAGGCCUCCCGAACCAAGCAACAGGACUGAGCCUCCCCGUCACCCCACCGCCAUCCCCGGGGUUUUUAAUAAAAGCUUUUCAAUGGAUCGUG